AACGACUCGUGGAGCUUCGGAGGCUGUGAUGCGUGGAAGGAGGUGACAGAAAUGGCGAGAUCGUGUUGGAAGGAGCUAUUGAAAUGGCGAAACGUCACGCCUUAUGACCACUAAACGUCUUCCUCAACCGUCUCAAAUCCGAUCGAUCUCGACUCGAUCUCCAGAAAUGGCGGAGGUGGGUAAACUGUUGUAUGUAGUUGUUGUGGACGAUGGAGGGAAGAGUGAAAAUGGGAAAGAGACAUUUCGUUACACACGAUCUGUUCUGCAGAGUGCUCUGCAACUCAUGGGAUGCAAAGCGCGACAUGCGUUUAAGAUUUGUCAAAGGGUUUUUGAAUUGAUGAAAAGUGAAUGUUCUGCGGAUACUCCGGCUUCAGAGCAGAUGGAGAUAUUAGGACUGGAUUCUUCAAAAGGACAUUCCCAGAAGGAAAACUAUUUCCAUCCUGUUGACUGCUUGGACAAAGAAGAUGGCAGUGACCAUUUAGUUCAAGAUAAAGAUGGUGGAAGUAAGAAUAGACCAUUUGAAUUAUACAAAAGACUCACAACUGUAGUAGUUAGAAGAAACACUUUUUUGGACAUUGUUUAUAAUGCUCUUGCUGACUACAAGUAUGUGGGUCCUAACCAGAGGGCAGAUUUGGUCUUAGCUUGCAGAAUCCGAGAAAGGAAGGAAUCUGUGACUGUGCUAUUGUGUGGCACUAGUGGCUGUGGCAAAUCUACUUUGUCUGCCCUUCUGGGAAGCAGGUUGGGGAUCACAACUGUUGUAUCUACUGACUCAAUUCGGCAUAUGAUGAGGAGUUUUGUAGAAGAAAAGCAAAACCCUUUACUUUGGGCUUCUACAUAUCAUGCUGGGGAAUAUUUAGAUCCGGUGGCUGUUGGAGAAGCAAAGGCCAAGAGGAAAGCAAAAAAAUUAGCCGGUUCUUCACACUCAAUACCAAAGGAUGAUAUAAAUGAUGGUUUCACCGCUGGAAAAUCUGAUUCUCGGCUACUAAAUGUCGCUUCUAGUGCUGUUGAACUGAUCAGUCCAAAACAGAUGGCCGUUGAGGGAUUUAAGGCACAGAGUGAGAUGGUAAUUGACAGUCUUGACCGGCUGAUCACUGCAUGGGAAGAUCGGAAAGAAUCAGUAGUUGUUGAGGGUGUCCACUUGAGCCUUAAUUUUGUGAUGGGGCUUAUGAAGAAACACCCGUCAAUUAUACCAUUCAUGAUAUACAUCACAAACGAGGACAAACACCUGGAGCGUUUUGCAGUCCGUGCAAAGUAUAUGACAUUGGAUCCUGCUAGAAACAAAUAUGUAAAAUAUAUCCGUAACAUCAGGACAAUCCAAGAAUAUCUCUGCAACCGAGCCGACAAGCAUCUAGUCCCAAAAAUUAAUAAUACCAAUGUUGACAAGAGUGUGGCAGCCAUCCAUGCAACGGUUUUCAGCUGCCUACGAAGACGUGAGGCUGGGGAGCAGCUUUAUGAUCCCAAUACAAACAAAGUUGCUGUGAUUGAUGAGGAGUACAGGAACCAGUGUGCUGCAAAUUCAUUGAGCUCCAAAAGAAUGUUUCAACUGAUCCAGAGGCAAGGUUCUUCUAGACAUCUUAUGGCUCUUCUAAAUACCGAUGGCUCUGUGGCAAAGGCUUGGCCUGUUGACUCAAUAGGCUGUAGUGGCAAUCGAGUUGUGGUUGAUUCAACUGCGAAUGGGAGAGGAACACCACUGUAUGGGCCUCUGCAGAUCGGUAAGGCUGAACCUGUCAAUCUUCAGUUUGGUCACUUCGGGAUCAGUGCUUGGCCCAGUGACACUGGCGGCACGAGUCAUGCCAGCAGUGUUGAUGAAUCAAGGGGUGAUGGAACCGAUAAUGGUAGUAGAUAUUACUCUUCGUGCUGCAGCACACCGAGGAUGUCUGAGGGACCUGCCAAGGAGCUCAAGGAAGAACAAUCUGUGCAUGGUAGCGAUGAAGAGGUGGACGAUCUACCUGAACUGGACAGCGAUGAGGAUCUUAGUGAUGAUGAUCAGAAACAGAUCAAUGAAGAGAUGGAGGGUUCAGUGGAUGAAGAGUCUACAAAAUCAGAUGAGGAAUACGAUGAUUUGGCAAUGCAGGAUGUGCGAGAGAAUGGUUACUGGUCAGACAAUGAUGAUGAGUUCAAUUAUAAGGUAGUUCCUAUUUCUAGGGACCACCCAACCCCCAAGGUUGCUCAUACCCGGGUAGACAAGUACAGACAGAAUGUUGAUCGGCCCUUGAGAACUAAGAGUGUAUCACUAUCUGAGCCACCAUGCUUUUACUCUUCUUCGCAUAAGAAUGAAAAGAGAACGUCAUUCUCGGGCAGUGCCAAAAUGAGGAAACGUUCUCUUAGUAUUCCAGCCUCCCAAAAGCACAUGUCAAUGACGAAUGGUCCUAUUCUCUAAGGAUCCCUGCCAAGGAAACUAAAGUGAGUCUAUUGUGAAGGCACUUUUACAGUAUGGGAUGUUUCUCUCCUUCGAAUUGCGAGAGGAAACUCUCAUAAUCUCAUUGUGAGAGCGUCCAAUGAUGCCUUUUUUUCAUUAGAAAAUCAGUUUCAGGUAUUUUUCAUCAGUUUAGUUGCACAUCAGUUCUGGAGCCUGAUUGAGCAUUAAAUUGAUGUUUCUGAGUUUUAGGUGCUACUCUUUUUCGUGGAAGCCACGAGGCUCGAACCAUAGCCUUUUUUAGUUUUUGCAAUAGCUAGAUGAUGGUGUGCAAUAUCAGUCAGCCAUUGAUCCCAGUUACUUGGAUCUAUCCUCCACGGAAAGUAAGAAAUUCUGCAGAUUUUGACUAAUUCAAGGUGAAAAAUGGGGUUUCUCCCUUAGCAAAACUGGGAUAAACUUCUACUAGUGGUCUUUGAUGUCCCCUCAGGAGCAUGUCACAGUUCCUUGACAACAGAAUAAAACCUGUGUUGAUAGUGCUAGACAUAAGAUGUUAGACCUAGCAUCAACCUAGUGGUGAAGGCGUUGGCAGUGGUGUGGACUUGUUAAUAGUGGUCAUGGUUACAUUGUCAUUUUCUUUGGUGUUGUGGUGCUGGUCGUUAAGCCACAAAGGUUGUUAUUGAUGAUUGUCACAUGGGGAUUACAGGACACAGGAUCUUCUCCACCCUUUUGUUUAUGUCCGAUAUUUUUUGUUUUUGUUAGUUUUUCGCUAGUGAUAUAGUACUUCGGUAACUUCUCUGCCUCCCAAAGUGGAAGGUCGAAAGUCGAAAGUUCAAGUCGUAUGUGAUUGUGCGAGGUUUGUGUCUUUUUCUUUUUUUUUCUUUUUUUUUUUUUUUGAGGUGUAAAAAACUGAUAGUACUUGCCACCACGUUAUCAGCAAUAAAAGCUGAAAAAUGUUUUUAA
Cornus florida is the source of this 3316-nucleotide messenger RNA. Its product is annotated as P-loop NTPase domain-containing protein LPA1 homolog 2-like. The transcript is spliced from 9 exons. Bases 104 to 2380 code for a protein of 758 amino acids. The record is from RefSeq and is a predicted model, not a curated record. Lineage: Eukaryota; Viridiplantae; Streptophyta; Magnoliopsida; Cornales; Cornaceae.